AUGCAAAAAGAUUUAUCAUCAAUUCCAUGGCCGAAUACACUUCGUGAUAGUAACGAUAUUCCAUCAACAACAUCCGAAUUCAAUUUGCCUUCAACAUUAAGUAGUGAACCGAUGGAUAUUGAUGUUGAACCUCGUCAAUCAAUUAUUCGAUCAACUGAACCUGAUCGUUCACAAGCACGAUAUAAUAAUUCUUCAAAUCAAAAUUAUGCUACUCAUAAACCAUUGAUGAAAUCAAUAAUUCGACCGGCUGACAAUGAUGAUGAUAAAAAUUCUUCUUUAGAACAAAAUGAACAAAUUUUUAAUGGAACUUUAAUCAACACUAAUAAUAAUAAUUCAAUAUCAGAAGCAGCUGGUUUUGAUUUAGGUCGAUUAGGAGAGAUUGAUGCUGAUGCACAAUUUGCUCUUCAACUUCAACAAGAAGAAUAUGAAAAAGAUAGUUUCAGACCAAGUCCACGCUCAUUUUUUCCAUUUCAAGUACAAGAAGAUGAUGAAUCACCUAUUGAAACUUUACAUCCUUUCUUCAAUACUACUGAACCACAUUUUGAAAAUGAUGAACAAUAUGCAGCAUAUUUACAAGAACAAGAAAGACGGCCUAGUCAACAAUAUAAUAAUCGAUUAAUACCACCACAUAUUCAAUUUCGACAACAAUCAAAUCCUGAAUUAUCAGAAACUUCAGCAACUAAUGAAUCUAACACUCCACCUAUUCAACCAUUUUUCAGAUUUCCUCAACGACGUUCUUCAAAUACUGAUGAUGAUAGUGAUGAAGAUAAUCCUUAUAGGGCAAUGACUUAUCCAUUUUUUCAAUUAUUUGCUAAUCAAGGUCGACCUUUACCAGGAAAUUUAGCUUCAAUAUUUCCUGGUUUUCGAGCACGUGGUCAUCGUCGUACAGGAAAUCUUCAAGAAAUUGAAGAAGAUUUUGGUCCAGAAGAUUAUGAACGAUUACUUCAACUUGAUGAUACAAUACAUAAAAAAAAAUUAACUGAACAUCAAAUUAAUAGUAUUCGACAAGAAAAAUUUAUUCCUAAUUCAAAUAAUACUGAUGAAGAAAAUAAAUGUGGUGUAUGUCUUGAACUUUUUGAAAAUCAACAAACAGUACGUCGAUUUCCGUGUAAUCAUAUAUAUCAUAAAGAAUGUGCUGAUCGUUGGUUACAAGAAAAUAAUGUUUGUCCCAUCUGUCGAGAACCACCAAUUCAUGUAUCAUCGUCAACAAAUCAACGUCACCAUAGAAGCAUCAACAAUAUGAGACGACCAGCAAACAAUAAUCGAGUUUUUAGCAAUCGAAAUAAUAAUAAUAAUAACAACAAUAGCACUGCUCAUAAUAACAAUAAUAAUAAUAAUAAUAAUAAUAAUAAUAAUUAUCAUCGAAGAGGACAAGCACCUCAACGUAAAUCGUGA
Molecule: messenger RNA, 1395 nt
Organism: Rotaria sordida
Lineage: Eukaryota; Metazoa; Rotifera; Eurotatoria; Philodinida; Philodinidae
Source: the annotation of a GenBank genome assembly